AAAAAAAUUGUAUGUUUAGGAGUGUUUCUCUCUCCACUUCUCUCUCCACUCUGCUCCAACGUGUCGUCUCCCAGUGCUACUCUACUCUCCAAGCAUGCUCCCCUUCAAAGCAGCACCAGGUCAGUUCAAAGUAGAGGUCCGGGAUCCGGGCCUAUGGGUGUGGAGGGUGGAGAAGAUGAAGGCUGUGCAGCUGGAUUCCUCUGAGGUGGGAGCCUUUUUUAACGGGGACUCCUACCUGGUGCUGGAGAACCGCGGUGACCAAGGAGCCGACCUCCACAUGUGGAUAGGUGAGAAGUCAUCUCGGGAUGAGCAGGUGGCGUGCGCCAUGCUGGCCACCCAGCUGGACAACUUUCUGGGUGGUGACCCCGUUCAGCACAGGCAGGUUCAGGGCUACGAGUCCCCUGAGUUCAUGGCGCUCUUCCCCAGAGGAGUCAGCUACAAGGACGGUGGUGUGGAGUCAGGCUUCAGGAGACCUCAGGGUUCUGGGACGGUGCAACGGUUGUACCAGAUCAAAGGGAAGCGCAACAUCCGUGCCAAGGAAGUAGAGCUUUCCUGGAGCAGCUUUAACAAGGGAGACUGCUUCAUCCUUGACUUAGGAGAGGUCAUCGUGUCAUGGAUCGGGUCACAGGCCAACAUCUUUGAGAAGCAGAAAGUGCGUGAGAUCGCCUCACUGAUCCGCGACACGGACCGACAUGGAAAAGCCCGAAUUGUAGACGCCAAUGAGGGGGAGGAGCCGGAAGAGAUGCUCAAGGUCUUGGGGCAGAUGCCAGCGCUGGCAGAAAGCACGCCAGAGGAGGACACCAAAGCAGACGUCUCCAACUCUGCCUCCCUCUACAAGGUGUCUGAUGCGACAGGUUCCAUGACGAUGACCAAAGUUUCGGAGAAGAGCCCGUUUGCCAAGGAGCUGCUGGUCCGCGACGACUGCUUCAUUCUGGACAACGGCGCCAACGGAAAGAUCUUCGUCUGGAAAGGUAAUGGAGCAAAUGCAGAGGAGAAGCGGGUGGCCCUACAGAUGGCGGAUAACUUCAUUGAGCAAAUGAAAUACCCCAAGAUGAAAACACAGGUGGAGAUACUGCCGCAGGGGAAAGAAACCAUCAUCUUCAAGCAGUUUUUCAAGAACUGGAACUAAAACAUUUCAUGGAAACAUUUGACACUUGAGAAGGGAAAACCUUCAACAGUCGGCUGUAUAUCUGAAAACAGACAGUAUCUGAUACAAAUACAUGACAUUUUUUUAUAUGCAUUUCCUGAUAUGUACAUAUUUGUAAGGUACCGUGCGGUCAGAGCACACUGCAGCAUGUUUUAGUAGACUCAGAUGUUAUGCCACUUUUAUAAAUGAUGAGAGUAUAAAUACAUAAAGAGAUUUUAAAAAAGAACCUGAAGUCAGUGAUUUUUUUUUUUUUUUUUACAUUUGUUCUAGUGUCACUGAUUUGCCUGCAUUUGAAAAAUAAAUCUGAAUCUGACUU
Messenger RNA from Scomber japonicus (chub mackerel), 1463 nucleotides. RefSeq names its product capping protein (actin filament), gelsolin-like b (gene capgb). Gene Ontology annotation, molecular function: actin filament binding; phosphatidylinositol-4,5-bisphosphate binding. Gene Ontology annotation, biological process: actin polymerization or depolymerization; barbed-end actin filament capping; actin filament severing. Bases 95 to 1129 code for a protein of 344 amino acids. Lineage: Eukaryota; Metazoa; Chordata; Actinopteri; Scombriformes; Scombridae. The record is from RefSeq and is a predicted model, not a curated record. Gene Ontology annotation, cellular component: actin cytoskeleton; cytoplasm. The transcript has 9 exons.